AUGGCUUCUCUUGGUGAAGAUUUGCUCGGUGUAGUCAACAGGCUGCAAGAUCUUGUAUUUAUCUCUCUCUCUCUCCUCCGCGGGGUCGUAGUCGGUUCCCAAUCCAGUGGCAAAUCCUCGGUCCUUGAGAACAUAGUUGGCAGAGACUUCCUUCCCCGUGGGUCGGGUAUCGUUACUCGUCGCCCAUUGAUCCUCCAGCUCAUCAACAUACCGACGGAGGAUGGGUCCAACAGCGUCGAGCCCCACAGCCCAGAAGCUGUUGCCGAGCACCCAGAGUUUGGAGAGUUCUUGCAUCAGCCUGGGCGCAGAUACUACGACUUUCACGAGAUUCGGAGGGAGAUCGAGGCGGAGACGGCGAGAAUCGCGGGUAACAACAAGGGCAUCAACAGGACUCCGAUUAACUUGAAGAUCUACUCUCCCCAUGUGCUGAGUUUGACUUUGGUGGAUUUGCCGGGUUUGACAAAGGUGCCAAUCGGGGACCAGCCAACGGAUAUUGAGAAGCAGACGAAGAACCUUAUUUGCGAAUACAUUGCUAAACCCAACAGUAUCGUCCUCGCUGUCUCUCCUGCCAAUGUCGACUUGGUCAACUCUGAAGCUCUCAAGCUUGCCCGCCAAGUCGACCCACAAGGGAAGAGGACCAUUGGUGUGUUGACCAAGCUGGAUCUUAUGGACCACGGCACCAACGCCCUUGAGAUUCUUUCCGGAAGGGUUUACCCUUUGAAGCUUGGAUUCAUUGGUGUUGUGAAUAGGUCCCAGCAAGACAUUCAAGGAAACAAGUCCCUCGCAGAUGCCCUCAAUGCUGAGCGAGAAUUUUUCAAGCUCCACCCGGCAUACCGAAACAUGUCGCACCGAUGCGGUACCCAGUUUUUGGCAAAGAGCUUGAACUCUACUCUGAUGGCGCACAUCCGGGACCGCCUACCGGAUAUCAAGGCCCGGUUAAAUACACUCAUGGGCCAGACACAGCAGGAGCUCGCGUCAUAUGGCGAUAUGACUUUCAGCGGAAAGGAGCACCGGGGUUCCCUUAUUCUCCAACUUAUGACCCGUUUCGCCAGCUCUUUCAUCUCUUCCAUUGACGGAACCUCCUCUGAGAUCUCUACAAAAGACCUUUGCGGUGGUGCAAGGAUAUACUACAUUUUCAACAGCGUUUUUGGUAACUCUCUUGAGCUUAUAGACCCCACUACAAAUCUUUCGGUCCUCGAUAUCCGAACCGCCAUUAGAAACUCUACAGGUCCCAGGCCAAGUCUUUUUGUGCCCGAGCUCGCUUUCGACCUACUCGUAAAACCUCAAAUCAGGCUCCUGGAGAUUCCAUCUCACCGAUGCGUGGAGCUUGUAUACGAGGAGCUAAUCAAGAUCGCUCACACUUGUGGAAGCCAGGAACUUCUGCGAUAUCCAAGACUGCAGGCAAAGCUGAUUGAGACUGUCAGCGACUUGUUGAGAGAGCGAUUAGGGCCCACUUCUACUUAUGUCGAGAGCUUGAUUGCGAUCCAGCGAGCAUACAUCAACACAAACCAUCCCAACUUCCUUGGAGCUGCUGCGGCGAUGUCCUCAGUGAUCUCAAACAAACAGGAGAAGGAGAGGAAAGCUCAAGCUUUGGAGAGAAGAAAGGAGCGUCCUGCCAACGCACGCAGGUCAAACCUGGCAUCAGAUGGCCAGCCAAUUACAAAUGGCACUGACACACCUGAACCGGAGGAGAGUGUAGGCCCUAACAGCACCAGUGAACUUGUCAGGCAUUUCCGUGCCAACUCUAGGUCCAUGUCUCCAGCUCCAGGUCACCACCUUCAAGCUUCGGCCGUCAGCGGAGCCAUAAACGGAAGGCCAAACAGCCCGCAAGUCUUCACCUCACCAACACAGCAGCAAAACAAGGCAACUGACUCGUUCCUGAACUACUUCUUUGGGAAAGAAGGCGGAAUGCCAGCGUCCAGCGGAGCUACACCGAAAUCUGUUCCGGAACCCAGCUUCAGCCAGAGCGUCAGGCGCGGCCACGAGAGAAUUGAAAGGGAAAAGUAUAACGCGCAAGAUGUGCAGAGACUGUCGAGAGAUUUUGAUGACAACUCUCUGGAACCUGCUGGCCAGCAAUCGGAUGAGCCAGUUCUUACAGAGCGAGAACAGAUGGAGACUGAGCUGAUCCAAAGGCUGAUCUCAUCGUACUUUAACAUUGUUCGCGAGACUAUCCAGGACCAGGUCCCGAAGGCGGUCAUGCACUUCCUUGUUAACCACUCCAAGGAUGCCAUCCAGAACCGAUUGGUCACCGAACUGUACAAGGAGGACUACUUCAGCGAUCUACUGUACGAGGAUGAUGCCAUCAAGGCGGAGCGUGUCAAGUGCGAGAGGCUGCUGAAGACAUAUCGCGAGGCGGCGAAGAUUAUCUCGGAGGUUGGACUUUAG
Messenger RNA from Morchella sextelata, 2385 nucleotides. RefSeq lists its product as uncharacterized. The coding region runs from base 1 to 2385 and encodes 794 amino acids. The transcript has 7 exons. Lineage: Eukaryota; Fungi; Ascomycota; Pezizomycetes; Pezizales; Morchellaceae. Gene Ontology annotation, biological process: mitochondrial fission; peroxisome fission. Gene Ontology annotation, cellular component: peroxisome; mitochondrion; cytoplasm. The record is from RefSeq and is a predicted model, not a curated record. Gene Ontology annotation, molecular function: GTP binding; microtubule binding; GTPase activity.